AUGGACACCUCGGCAAGGGACAAGAAGGCGGAGACGGAAGACAACCACGAGGAACCUCCAGCCAAGUGGCAGAAGGCGACAGGCAAGGGCGCAGGAAGCAAGGACAGCGAGUUCGACAGCAAGAAGGAGAAGGAGCUCAUGAAAGAGCUUGUUAUUAUGGUGCUCCGUGAUCUUGAAGAGCCGGAGGGCGAGGAGGAUACUGCUUCGACGGGACAAUGGGCCACUUACUUGACUCAGAUCAAGCAGAACUUGAUCUUCCCCAAGGUCGUGCUGCGGUUCCAUGCGCUUCGCCGCCAAACCUCCAACAUGACCUCCGCCAUCGUCUCGUUCACCCUCGAGAUCCACAACAGGUGUCAGGAGGGCCAAACCGCAUACCUGGCUUUGGAAAG
This is a messenger RNA of Symbiodinium necroappetens, 389 nucleotides long. The record is from the annotation of a GenBank genome assembly. Lineage: Eukaryota; Dinophyceae; Suessiales; Symbiodiniaceae.